AGGGACUCUGUUAGGGUAGAGGAGGCUCCAGUAGGGGCUGGCGGCUUGCACAAAACUGCACCCUCCCCCCUUUUAGUGGACUCUGCUGUAGGCCUGUGGAUCCCGCCAAAUCCCAUUCUCGGACCCUAGUCCUAGCUUUUGUCCCCCGAGUUGUGAUCUGGGGACUUGGCACUAGGUGUUGCCUGACAGGAUCUCGGAACGUGUUCAGGGACCGGACGUCUCGGGGUGGAGAUCCUGCUCUUCGCCAACUCUGCCACCCCAGACCUCUUGGGAUCGUGCUCUUUGGGCUCUGGACCCCAUGGCUGAUAAGAAACUGGUGGUGGUUUUUGGAGCCACAGGUGCGCAAGGUGGCUCGGUGGCACGUACACUGCUGAAAGAUGGGACAUUCAGGGUUCGAGUGGUAACAAGGAACCCUGAGCAGAGAGCAGCGAAAGAGCUGAAGCGGCAGGGUGCUGAGGUAGUGCGAGGAGACCAGGACGAUGCAGCUAGCAUGGAGCUGGCCCUGACUGGAGCUUAUGCCACCUUCAUUGUGACCAAUUACUGGGAGAAUUGCAGCCAGGACCAAGAAGUGCAGCAGGGCAAGCUUCUAGCCGAUCUAGCCAAACGUUUGGGCCUCCAUUAUGUAGUGUACAGUGGCCUGGAAAACAUCAAGAAGCUGACGGCUGGGAGGCUGGCCGCAGGACACUUUGAUGGCAAGGGGGAAGUGGAGGAAUACUUCCGACACAUCGGCGUUCCGAUGACCAGCGUGCGACUGCCUUGCUAUUUCGAGAACCUCCUUUCCCAUUUCCUGCCCCAGAAGGCUGCAGAUGGAAAGAGCUUCUUGCUGGACUUGCCUAUGGGUGAUGUCCCCAUGGAUGGAAUGUCUGUGAGUGACCUGGGCCCCGUGGUGCUCAGCUUGCUGAAGAAGCCAGAAGAGUACAUAGGGCAGAACGUCGGGCUCAGUACCUGCAGGCACACCGCAGAGGAAUAUGCAGCUUUGCUUAGCAAGCACACUGGCAAGACCGUGCUUCAUGCCAAGACAACUCCUGAAGAAUACGAGAAGCUUGGUUUCCAGGGGGCUCAAGACUUGGCCAACAUGUUCCGUUUCUAUGCCCUGAAACCUGACCGGAACAUUGAUCUGACCCUGCGACUCAACCCCAAAGCCCAGACACUGGACCAGUGGCUGGAGCAGCACAAAGGGGACUUUGCACAGUUGUGAUCUUGAAGCACUCAUGUGAGGAACAAGAAGCACAACACCCUUUCUUGUGUACAGUUCUGUGUUUGUUUUUUCCCCCAAAUAAAGCCAUUGUUCUCUCA
Rattus rattus (black rat) is the source of this 1296-nucleotide messenger RNA. It is a transcript of the gene Nmral1, whose product is annotated as NmrA like redox sensor 1. The coding region runs from base 299 to 1198 and encodes 299 amino acids. The transcript has 5 exons. The record is from RefSeq and is a predicted model, not a curated record. Lineage: Eukaryota; Metazoa; Chordata; Mammalia; Rodentia; Muridae.